Molecule: messenger RNA, 2553 nt
Organism: Lampris incognitus (smalleye Pacific opah)
Lineage: Eukaryota; Metazoa; Chordata; Actinopteri; Lampriformes; Lampridae
Gene: hnrnph3
Product: heterogeneous nuclear ribonucleoprotein H3 (2H9)
Exons: 11
Coding region: 144-1355 (403 amino acids)
Biological process (GO): regulation of RNA splicing
Cellular component (GO): nucleoplasm; ribonucleoprotein complex
Molecular function (GO): RNA binding
Source: RefSeq, a predicted model, not a curated record
AGCAGCCAGGGAAAGGGAGAAAUCCCACACUAAACAGGCCCUGGUUAAGUGUGGUUAUCCUAACUGGGUGCUUGUCAAAGCCAGGAAGACGCCCAGGCUGCACCAGCCGAUCAGAUAGGAGGACAACAGCUGUCUAAGGGAGCAUGUCUUUAAACGAGGAAGGCUACGUUGUGAGGAUCAGAGGACUGCCUUGGUCCUGCACUCAAGAGGAAGUGGCCAGUUUCUUCUCUGAUUGUGACAUUGUGGGAAAGGUGAAUGGGGUGUGUUUCACCUUCUCUAAAGAGGGCCGCCCCAGUGGAGAGGCCUUUGUUGAGUUGAAAACUGCAGAUGACUUCAAGAACGCCAUUGCCAAAGACCGCAAAUACAUGGGGCACCGAUACAUAGAGGUAUUUAAGUCAAACCGUAGCGAGAUGGAUUGGGUGCUGAAACGUAGUGGUCCUGCUGACUAUAACGGUUGCAGUGGCUGCAUGCUGAGGCUCAGAGGCUUACCCUUCGGCUGCAGCAAAGAGGAGAUCGUACAAUUCUUCUCAGGGUUGAGAAUCGUGCCAAAUGGGAUUACUCUGCCAGUGGACUACCAGGGGAGGAGCACAGGGGAAGCCUUCGUGCAGUUUGCCUCAAAGGAGAUAGCAGAAAAGGCUCUGGGGAAACACAAGGAAAGAAUAGGGCACAGGUACAUAGAGAUUUUUAAGAGCAGCCGUAAUGAGAUCAAAGCCUACUAUGAGCUGCCCCGGCGUGGGAUGGGGGGCCAAAGGCCUGGGCCCUAUGAUAGACCGAUGAUGGGAGGCCCCAGGGGCGGGUUCUUUGGGGCUGGGCCCGGCCGUGGGGGAGCUUUAAUGGAAACCAUGAGAAGUGGAGGAGGCUAUGGAGGAGGUUACGGUGGCUUUGACAACUACAAUGGAUUCAAUAAUUACUGUUUUGGCAAUGGUGUGUUUGAUGACCGAAUAAGAGGAGAGAGGGUAGGAAGAGGUAUGGGAGGCCAUGGCUAUGGUGGGUCAGGUGAUUCUGGUUCAGGCUUCCACAUCGGUCACUUUGUCCAUAUGAGGGGUUUGCCAUUCCGGGCCACAGAGGGAGACGUUGCAAAAUUCUUCGCUCCACUGAGUCCAUUGAGGGUCCAUAUUGACGUGGCUCCAAAUGGCAAGUCGACUGGAGAGGCAGAUGUGGAAUUCCGCUCCCAUGAAGAUGCCGUGGCGGCCAUGUCCAAGGACAAGAACCACAUGCAACACCGCUAUAUCGAGCUGUUUCUCAACUCGACAGCCAGUGGAGCUGUAGAAAUGAGUCGUGGCAGCAGUAGCUACUACGGCAGCUCAGGAGGAGGCGGAGGCUUGCGCAGCGGUGGGCUGCGAGGUGCAUUCUGAUGAUAUCAUCCCACUCUUCAGAACCCAUCCUGAUGUUUGUCUCAUGUUUCUAAGGCUUCAUUUAUGCUUCACAAUUCAGAGCAGGGGCCCUGACCUGGAGUCUUAGAACAGAAAAACCACUUGGCUCCUUCACUUUUAUAAAGGUUUUUUUUUUGUGCAGAACCAGUGUAGUGUGCUGUACCCAGCAACAUAUUAUAACAAGCACUCAUCUACUUACUUCAGUAAGCUAAAAAAAAAAACCCUACUUUCCUCUGCAGUGUUUUGAGCCGUCCCCUAUACAGUAAGUGGCUGAUGGUGCAUACUGGAGCAGUGAUGAUUUUUUUUUUAGUAACCUUUUUCCUAGAUAUUUAUAUAGAGGUUAUAAAAGCUGGCUGUCGCAGUACGAAAGUAUGGUCCAAGCACCGCACUCUACACAUAGGUGGUGAGGUCUGGCUUCUGGACUAGUGUUGUAGAAAAACGUAUACCCUCGUGUACUGUUAUGCCCAAGUCUAGAAAAACUUGCCCAAAUACUUAUAUGUAAUCUGUACCCUUCUGAGGCAAAUCAAAAAUUUUAAUCUUUCAAAGUCCAAAAGGUUAUGUGUUGGUAAUUUUAUUUCCCUGAGGGAGCAGCAGUCAUUUCUUGAUUCCACUUACAUCUGAAUUAGCUAAGUAAAGACGAGAGGCAGAAUAUCAUAGGAACUGGUUAACGGAUGCACUAUAAUUUGUGACUAGGCAUGGUGACAUUAAAGACCAAAAAUAAUAGAAUAAAACAAAUCCUCUCACCCAAUAGGAAUUGCAUUUUUAGCUAUUUGGUGGUUAUGGUGUGCUGGACUAUCUAAUAGAGGCACACUCUUCUCCCCCCAAGUCAGACUGCUCAAAUUUGUUUUAAUUUAUCCGCCACGUUAAGGCUUCUUUGAGUCUUUUGGAUUUAUUCACCGAAUUGCCUCAGUAGUGUAGUUCACCAUAUGGUUAAAUUUUACUUGCAAAGACAAAAUGGGCUUAGAAACAGCGACAGAGUCAUUCUAGUUCAGCUCGCCUGCUCUGAGAAGUGUGAUAAAUGUGAGCUAGUGAGUUUUCUAUGACCGUUUUCACAUGUUGACUUAAAAUCUAAGUUGAAUAUAUUUUCUGCUCUCAGAGUAGAAAUAAAAAAAAUAUAUAUUUGAUCUGUGAAAUAGUUUAAGCAACUGUUGUACAUUUUGCCUAAUAAAUUUUAUAUUUA